This is a messenger RNA of Apis laboriosa (Himalayan honeybee), 1657 nucleotides long. RefSeq names its product phosphatidylinositol N-acetylglucosaminyltransferase subunit A (gene PIG-A). The coding region runs from base 115 to 1491 and encodes 458 amino acids. NCBI's taxonomy places the organism in Eukaryota, Metazoa, Arthropoda, Insecta, Hymenoptera, Apidae. The transcript has 7 exons. The record is from RefSeq and is a predicted model, not a curated record. Gene Ontology annotation, molecular function: phosphatidylinositol N-acetylglucosaminyltransferase activity. Gene Ontology annotation, biological process: GPI anchor biosynthetic process. Gene Ontology annotation, cellular component: glycosylphosphatidylinositol-N-acetylglucosaminyltransferase (GPI-GnT) complex.
UUUAACAAAAUUUAUAAAAUACUAACUUAAUUGAUAAAUUAUACGACUUAUUUGCACUUACAUAUAUCAAUACAAAAAAAUUUUAAAUAUUUAAAAUGUUUUCUUUUAUAUUAAAUGAAUAACAUUAUUUUAUUAUAUAAGUCAUGUUGCAAUUUAGUUAUCAAAAUGAACAGCAUAAAACAUAAAAUAUGUAUGGUAUCUGAUUUCUUUUAUCCUAAUAUGGGUGGUGUUGAAGAACAUAUUUUUAAUUUAUCUCAAUGUUUAUUAGAACGUGGACAUAAAGUUGUAGUGCUUACUCAUUCCUAUGGUGAUAGAAUUGGAAUACGUUAUAUGACAAAUGGUUUAAAAGUAUAUUAUAUACCAGUAAAAGUAUUUUACAAUCAAUGUGUUCUUCCCACAAUGAUUUGUUCUAUUCCUCUCAUUAGAUAUAUUUAUUUAAGAGAAGAAAUUCAAAUAGUGCAUGGUCAUUCUGCAUUCUCUGCUCUUGCUCAUGAAGGAAUGUUAAUUGGCCGUUUAAUGGGAUUGAAAACUAUUUUUACAGAUCAUUCACUUUUUGGCUUUGCGGAUGCAUCUGCAAUUUUAACAAAUAAAUUUUUAGAAAUAUCAUUAGCUGAUUGCAAUCAUUGUAUAUGUGUAUCACAUACUGGAAAAGAAAAUACAGUAUUAAGAGCAAAAGUUUUAAAAGAGAAGGUUUCUGUUAUUCCAAAUGCAGUUGAUACGACAUUAUUUAUGCCUGAUAUUAAUAAAAGAGAUGAUAAUUUUAUUACAAUAGUCAUUGUAUCGCGAUUAGUAUAUCGCAAAGGUGUCGAUUUAUUAGCUCGCAUUAUACCCGAUCUUUGUAGUCGAUACCAAGAUGUUCAAUUUUUAAUUGCUGGAGAUGGUCCUAAAAGAUGGCUCAUAGAAGAAGUACGAGAAAGAAACUUAUUACAACAUAGAGUUACAUUACUUGGAAGUUUGGAACAUUCUCAAAUUAGACAUGUAUUAAAUAAAGGACAUAUAUUUCUUAAUACAAGUUUGACAGAAGCAUAUUGUAUGGCAAUCGUUGAAGCUGCGUCAUGCGGUUUACAAGUUGUUUCAACAAAAGUUGGUGGUAUACCUGAAGUAUUACCUCCUGAUUUAAUUUAUUUAGUAGAACCUACAGUACCUGCUCUUAUUGAAGGAUUAGAAUCUGCUAUUACAGAUUAUAAAAAAGGCAAUACUAAAUGUCCAAUGGAAAUGCAUAAAAAAAUAAGUUUAUUUUAUAACUGGUUUAAUAUUACUAAAAGAACAGAAGUAGUAUACAAUUUAGUAAAACAAGAAAGUAAUAAAAAUUUAGGUCAACAAUUAGUAAGCUAUAUUCGAAGUGGAGUAUUACCUUAUUUACUUGUUAUAUCCUUAUGCUACAUUAUUUUACAAAUUUUAGAAAUUCUUGUACCUCGGAAGUAUAUUGAUAUUGCAAAAGAAUAUACUGAAACUGAUGUCAUAAAUCAAGAAAAAAUAAAAGAAAAUUAAUAUUUGAUGUACAAUAUACCAGUUUAGUACUUAUGAGUAUUAUAUAUAAAUACAUUCCUAUCAGUAUGAUAGUCAUUAAUUUUAAUUUUAAUGUAUCUUUUUAUAUAAGAGAUACUACAAAUUGUUCAUAAGUAUACUUUUUAAUAAAAUUCUUUUUGAUAACAUA